Molecule: messenger RNA, 1294 nt
Organism: Cherax quadricarinatus
Lineage: Eukaryota; Metazoa; Arthropoda; Malacostraca; Decapoda; Parastacidae
Source: RefSeq, a predicted model, not a curated record
CAAUAUGAAGGAAGUCUCGGCACAGUAGCUCACACGUACUAGCUGGGUCCUCUUUACUACACACCAGCCUUUCUUUCAUUCACUCUGUUGUUUGGUAAUAUUGUAAUACGACCAUUAAUAACUAGCGUUUAAACUUAACUUAUUAGCAAAGUUGCAAUCAACCGUACCUGAAAGUGACAUUAAUUAACAAAUGUGAGGCAGACGAGGUGAAGUGUGAGUACAGAGGCUCGCUUUGUCUCAGUAGUGAUGCAGGCAGUCAUUUAUUUAAGUGACCUUGCCAGGGGUGUCUAGCGGUGUCAGUGGCACAGAAAGUGAUACAUGUGAACCAGCCAGGGGUGUUUAGCGGCGCCAGUGGCCCAGAAAGUGAUACAUGUGGACCAACCAGAGGUGUCUAGCGACGCCAGUGGCACAAAAAGCGAUACAUGUGAACCAGCCAGGGGUGUUCAGUGGCGUCGGUGGUGCUGGUACUGGUAUAGAUAAUCUAAGGGUGCUUAUUGCAAACGUUAGUGGUGCAGUAUGAUGAAGUUUUUCGAGAAGAAGAGUGCCCAUGACGGAGCGAGACAACGAGUAUACUGGUUGGGUAUCAUCAGUAUGGUGAUGGCGCUGGGGCAGGUGGUGAUGUACCUACUGAUGCUACACUUGGUCAUCACUCCGGAGCACCGCGACAAUCAGGUGUUGGGGAUGUGUGCUGGGAUGGCAGCUGUGACUGCCGUCUACAUCUUCCUUACUGGCAGACUUCUCUUCCUCCUCUAUGAGAAGCGGUUUGAGGAGACGACUGGUCCAGAGUGGCUGUGGUGGUUCGCUACCAUGGUGGUGGUACUGUUUAAUGGUGUACUGGUGGUGUGGUUCUCACUGAUGAACGAUGUGAUUCCAGCUACACUGUGCUCUCUAGCCUUCGUCGUCUACGUUCUCUUCUUCAAGUUCGCCAAAGAUGAUAUCAAGUGCCUCCGUCAGCACAGUUCCACUCACCUGCCCACUCAGCAGUAAAGUGAUGUGGCGAGGUGAAGCGGCCGCCUGGCGUCGCCCAUCACUUGUACCUGACCCUUAAUAACCCACCAUCAUAGAUAUAAAAAACACGACCGAAAAAUCUUUGAAGCUUCCUAUUUGUGUAAAAGCUCAAAUUUGUAGCUAACAAAUUCCCUAAAAGGCUCAGCUGUACUAAAUGUAAGGGAAGAGCCAGGUUUCUAUAUCUCAUGAAUGUAUAUGUUCUAUUUAAGUUCACUGUUGUGUUCUGCAUCAAACUUGUACGCGUAACAUGUAAGGUAUUAAUAGUGUAAAUAAACAAAUUAUUGUA